This is a messenger RNA of Colossoma macropomum (tambaqui), 1283 nucleotides long. RefSeq names its product unc-50 homolog (C. elegans) (gene unc50). Lineage: Eukaryota; Metazoa; Chordata; Actinopteri; Characiformes; Serrasalmidae. The record is from RefSeq and is a predicted model, not a curated record. The coding region runs from base 135 to 920 and encodes 261 amino acids. Gene Ontology annotation, cellular component: Golgi membrane. The transcript is spliced from 6 exons.
UGACGUACAUGACGCAGGACGUGACUACGUGUUGGGAAUGACACAGGAAGCUGGACGAGGCAGCAGUUGAGGUUGUAGUUGUGUAAAAAAGGACAAAUUUGUCCGAAACUGUGGAAAAACUGCGGGACAGCAGUAUGUUGCCCACCACCACAUACUCCCCCCAGAGGCAGGGCAAUGGCAGCCUUAACUCGCGGGAUGCGGCGCGGCACACAGCUGGCGCAAAGCGCUACAAAUACCUACGCAGGCUCCUGCACUUCAAGCAGAUGGACUUUGAGUUUGCCAUGUGGCAGAUGCUCUACCUGUUCACGUCACCGCAGAGAGUGUACCGCAACUUCCACUACCGGAAACAGACCAAAGACCAGUGGGCUCGGGACGACCCUGCUUUUCUGGUGCUGCUCAGCGUCUGGCUUUGCGUGUCCACCGUGGGCUUUGGGCUGGUGCUGGAUAUGAGCUUUUUGGAGACACUGAAGCUGUUACUGUGGGUGGUGUUCAUCGACUGUAUUGGAGUGGGGUUGCUCAUUUCCACACUCAUGUGGUUUGUGACUAAUAAAUACCUCAUGAAGCAUCAUAGCAAAGACUGUGAUGUGGAGUGGGGAUAUGCCUUCGAUGUUCAUCUAAAUGCUUUCUACCCUCUGUUGGUCAUCCUACACUUUCUACAGCUGUUUUUCAUCAAUCACAUUGUGGUCAUAAAAUCAGGGUCGUUCAUAGGAUAUUUUGUGGGGAAUACAUUGUGGCUCAUUGCCAUUGGCUACUACAUAUACAUCACAUUCCUUGGCUACAGUGCACUGCCCUUUCUGAAGAACACAGUUAUUCUCCUCUACCCUUUCGCUCUGCUUGUGCUUCUCUAUGUUCUCUCCAUCACCUUGGGCUGGAACUUCACUGCAGGCCUUUGCUGGUUCUACAAGCAGAGAGUCCGAUAGGGGGCGCGACGACAUCUGCUUGAAUGGAACUUGCUGUUUCAGUCUGGAUUGUGCUGCUUUCAGAGACUUUCAUGGACAGCGCCGUUCUCGCUCCUUGGACUUAAACACUUUUGUAUACUUUGUAAAUAACAGUUUGACUGUAGGUGAAACAAAAGAGAAAGAAUGUGAGAAUUGUUUAUAAAGUAUUGUUCUUUGUUUUGUUUUUUAAUUUGAUAUUCUUUAACUUUUCUGAUAUUGAACAGAAAUGGUGACAAGCCAAGCCUUUUUGGGUAAAGAUAGCGCAAAUAUGUUAUGAUGGAUUUUCUUUGGGUGCAUUUCAUGAUUCUCUAUCAGAACAAAUUCAAUAAACAGGUUUUUACAGUA